This is a messenger RNA of Penicillium riverlandense, 1920 nucleotides long. RefSeq lists its product as uncharacterized. Gene Ontology annotation, cellular component: exon-exon junction complex. The coding region runs from base 1 to 1920 and encodes 639 amino acids. Gene Ontology annotation, biological process: mRNA processing. The record is from RefSeq and is a predicted model, not a curated record. The transcript has 3 exons. NCBI's taxonomy places the organism in Eukaryota, Fungi, Ascomycota, Eurotiomycetes, Eurotiales, Aspergillaceae. Gene Ontology annotation, molecular function: mRNA binding.
AUGGCUCCCGCUCGCCGCCACAUCGGGGCUAGUCGCCGCAAGAGAAGGGACGAUGAUGGCGAAGAUGAGGGCUCGCUGGCUGGGGACUUGGACGAUGACUCCUUAAGUGAAGGCUCGGUGGGCAGCCGCCCUGGUGAUGAGGACGCGGACGGCGAGGGCAGCGAGGCAAGCGAUGAUGAUAGGCCUCCCAAGCUCAACGGUAGUCGGGUAAAUGGCCGAGGGUUGAAUCCACCAGCCCGAUCCAGCUCGUCGACGGGAAAGCCAGAGCUCAAGGCAACGGUUUCAGAUACGGAGGCAAUGUUGAAUGGGCUCAAAGUCUCUGAUCAAAGUGGCGAGGUGGCCGAGCUCCGGUUCGACCGGUCGAAGGAAGAAUCCCAGACCGGCAGAACACCCUCUGCUCCCCCAACCGAACCCCGACGGGAGACUUUUGCUGCAAGGAAGCGCCGAGAGCAUGACAAGUACGUCAAGGAACGGGACCAGAAUCCGGCGUUCGUCCCCACGCGAGGCAGUUUCUUCCUGCAUGACAAACGGACGGCGGAUGCUGGUUUCCGGUCCAUGAACAAACCCAAGUCUCGACCGGUGGGCCUGAUUGUGGAUGGAAAUACUCGGAAGAAUUCGAGAUCCGAAGCUAGUGAAGGGCAGUGGGCUCAUGACCUCCACGAUACGGUGGCCGGAGUUGAACGCCCUGCACUCAAAAAUCCACCAGCAUCUUCCGCCGCGGUGAACCCUUCUAUGUCUGUUCCUACCGCGCCGAAAUCAGAUCCCCCGAAUCGGUCAUUUUCUAGCACGACCCUCGUGGGGAAUGUUCCUGUCGUCAUCUUCUUACCGGGCAUGACCCAACCCAUCCCGUUCCCCGCAGUGCCUAAAAAGCAACACACCCGUUUGCCUCAACAUCGACCUCCCCUGCGGCGAGACAAACCGGUGCGGAUUUCUCUUCCUGGUCAAGUUCCCCGGUACAUAUUCCCGUCCGUCGAGCGUUCAUUCAUCUUUAUCCCCCGGGCGCUGCGGCCAAAUCAGCAGGGCUACCGUGGCCGAGGUCGUGGUGGGUUCUACGGCGGCGGACGACGCCCAAGUUACUACGCCAACACCGUGUACACACCGAGCGUCCUGAGCCGCCGGUCCUCCCUUGGCAUGGCCCCAUCGCAGGACGGCUACCCCUCGCCGGCCGGCUCAGCCUACUCCCGACCAGCAAUGAUCCCCCCCCGAGGCUGGAAAGCCUGUGGUCCGCCUGCCACCGCCACCACGGCCACCACUUGGAAUGCCGCCGGGACCAUCUGCCGACCUGCUCCAAUCCCCAUGCAUCAACCUCGUCCACAGAAGGCUGUUUCUGUGGCAGACAUCGAGACCCCCGCGAGCUUCGGGUUUCAGCCACCACGUCCUCAGCUGGAGCAGCCAUUCCACCAUCAAGUUCCUGUUCCAGCCCGUGGUCCGGGCCCUGAUGUCCCUCGUGGUCCACCGAGUCAGGUUUCCGUGACCCCCUUGUCGCAGAUUCCCGAACGCGCGAUCCAUGCUCAACCGUUCCAGCCCUAUACUUACCAGCAAGGCUUCUAUCCCCCGGCAUAUGGCCCUGGUGCAGCCUUCUAUCCGCCCUCGGGAUCUGAGUAUAAUCCGGCAUAUAAUGGCCCUGUCGGCCCUGGAGCAUCCGUUCCGUCCUUCCCUCCUGGCCAGCCUCCGAUGCCCUAUGCGGUUCCUCCUUCCUCUGGCGAGCAGCCAUCGCAGCCGGGAACCGUUGCUCAUGAAUCUGGCGGCACAGUCUACUUUUACGACGCCAACCAGAUGUACUCGAGCCCGCAGUAUGGGGCACCGAGCUCCGGGCCUGGAGGUGUGGUGGGAAUGGGCGGCAUGAUGACACCACCUGGUACGACGUACUACUAUCCUCAACCACCCGGUGGCGGAGGUGUGUACUAUGGUCCGCAGUAA